AUGGUCCUCGAGAACGUCAAGGAGAUGUGGACGGAGAAGCCAAAGGGCGGCAAGGGCAAGGGUGUGAACAAGGAUAGAUUCGUUAGCAAGAUGUUCCUGAGAGGAGAUUCCGUCAUCCUGGUCCUUCUCAGCUGA
This is a messenger RNA of Coccidioides posadasii C735 delta SOWgp, 135 nucleotides long. It is a transcript of the gene SMD2, whose product is annotated as mRNA splicing protein. Lineage: Eukaryota; Fungi; Ascomycota; Eurotiomycetes; Onygenales; Onygenaceae. Gene Ontology annotation, molecular function: RNA binding. Gene Ontology annotation, biological process: spliceosomal snRNP assembly; RNA splicing. The record is from RefSeq and is a predicted model, not a curated record. Gene Ontology annotation, cellular component: pICln-Sm protein complex; precatalytic spliceosome; U4/U6 x U5 tri-snRNP complex.